AUGGCGCUCACAGCAAAUACUAUUGCAAAACAUAACUUCAGUAAGAAGCUAUACAAUGCUCUGAUGACAGGAGAUAGAGAGAAGGUGAUCCAACUCUGCCGAAAAACUCCUGAGGGUCCAUUACACAUCCUGACCAUACACCAAGACACUGCCCUUCAUAUGGCCACCUACUCCAAACAAAAAGACUUGGUACUCAGUUUACUCCAAGAGUUAACCGAAGGUCAAUUUGCCAAACUGAUGCAUCCUAAUGACACUGGAAACACCAUACUACACGAGGCGGCCACUUCUGACAGAAUAGUACCUGCCGCGAGGGAAAUGCUGAUCAAAGCACCAAAACUGCUGAGUAUGCGCAACCGGCGUGGAGAGACAGCUCUUUUUCGCGCUGCACGUUAUGGCAAAACUAUGAUGUUUGAGUUUCUAGAUGAUGAAACCAACAAAAGCAUUAAAAAUGCAGAAGAACUUAAGGCCUUUCAUUAUAGGGAUGACAAAACCACUAUACUUCAUAUGUCCAUCCUCACCGAGCACUUUGAUUUGGCCCUUGUAAUUGCAAGCAAGUAUGAGUACUUGCUUGAUGAAAAAGAUGGAGAUGGAAUGACUGCUCUCCAACUUCUUGCUUGCAAUCCAUCUGCAUUCAAAAAGGGGAGAACACAAGGAUUUUUCAAGCGGUUCAUUUACCCUUACGAAGCUAAAGGGCUAUCUAAGAAGUCUACACUCUAUCAUCCAAUGUUUGCUUGGUUUUUUUUUGGACUUUAA
This is a messenger RNA of Ilex paraguariensis (yerba mate), 753 nucleotides long. The record is from the annotation of a GenBank genome assembly. Lineage: Eukaryota; Viridiplantae; Streptophyta; Magnoliopsida; Aquifoliales; Aquifoliaceae.